Molecule: messenger RNA, 1175 nt
Organism: Phasianus colchicus (ring-necked pheasant)
Lineage: Eukaryota; Metazoa; Chordata; Aves; Galliformes; Phasianidae
Gene: SKP1
Product: S-phase kinase associated protein 1
Biological process (GO): ubiquitin-dependent protein catabolic process
Source: RefSeq, a predicted model, not a curated record
CCCCUCCCCCCGCGCCCCUCCCCCCCCAUAAAGCCGCCGCCGCAGUCGAGCUCCGAGCGCCGCCGCUAUCGGGUCCCGUCGGCAGCUGCUGGGCGUCGCCUGCGCCUCACGAUGCCUUCAAUUAAGCUGCAGAGUUCAGAUGGAGAGAUUUUUGAAGUCGAUGUUGAAAUUGCAAAACAGUCCGUGACCAUAAAGACUAUGCUGGAAGACUUGGGAAUGGAUGAUGAAGGCGAUGAUGACCCAGUCCCUCUUCCAAAUGUCAACGCAGCUAUUUUAAAAAAGGUGAUUCAGUGGUGCACCCAUCACAAAGAUGAUCCACCUCCUCCUGAGGAUGAUGAGAACAAGGAGAAAAGAACAGAUGACAUCCCUGUGUGGGAUCAAGAAUUUCUGAAAGUAGACCAAGGAACACUUUUUGAACUCAUCCUGGCUGCAAAUUACUUGGACAUCAAAGGUUUGCUUGAUGUCACAUGCAAGACAGUUGCCAACAUGAUCAAGGGGAAAACUCCAGAAGAAAUUCGCAAGACAUUCAAUAUUAAGAAUGACUUCACUGAAGAGGAAGAAGCACAGGUACGUAAGGAGAACCAGUGGUGUGAAGAGAAGUGAAGCAUUGUGCCUGACACUCGAACACUGUAAGGAUUGUUCCAAAUACUAGUUGCACUGCUCUGUUCAUAAUUGUUAAUAUUAGACAAAUGCAGCAGCAAAUGAAGUUGUGUUAGCAAGAUAUUGUUCCCUUUGCAUGUGUAGUGUUGUUUUUUUUGAGUAUAAAUUUAAAUCUGCGUUUUUACUAGUGUAAUGGGAUGUCUUUUUACUUUACUCUGCAACGAAUAAAACUGAACCAAGUGUGGAUUCUGUAUGGAAAGUAGCACUUAAGGUUGUCAUUUUCAUUAUACUUUUUUAACUGUUCCCAGUCCAGUUACAAUCUUAAGUGUUGACUCCACCAUUGUAAAUAAAACCACCUUUGCUUUCUUCCUCAGGAAGAACAAAACACUUAUUUACAGGGUAUUGAUGGCUUCAGAAAGGAAAAUUAAAAUUAAAUGUGUCUUGGGGAGCUACAUAAAGUUUAAAAAAAAAAAAGUUGGAUUUCUUACAGAGACAUUUUGGAAAAAUUGGUGUUACUUAAAGCUAUAUGACUUUGAGGAUGGUUCUUGUUCUGCAUUUAAAAAAAAAAAAAAAAA